GCGCGCGAGUAGCACGAUGCCGUGCUACAUCCAAAACCCGCUGCUUAGUUGUCGGUGAGAAAUCUGUCCGUCUACACGCAGCCGCGAAGCUGCGGACAGCCGGAGCCGUGUGUGUUCGUGGUUUUCGAUUUUCGGACUAGCCAAGCAAUGGCGCUAAGCAUCAACGAUGGAUCACUGCCGCCGACCGUCGAACAAGGGGCCGGUUUACCACUGCCCGAGGUAAUACCGAACGUCAAUGUGUACCAGCAGAAGAAAACGUUGGCCCAGGGUAUGAUGGAUUUGGCGCUACUGUCCGCCAACGCUAACCAGCUGCGGUACGUGCUGGAAACGUACGAGCGCCAUCCGUACUACAUCUUCAGCCUCAUCUUUAUCUCGGUCAGCCUGCUGGUGCAGGUGGCGGUCGGUGUCGGGCUGAUCAUGAACAGCCGGUACGACGUGAACGAUCGGAAGGAGAUAUGCAAGGCAAACAAGAUCAACGACCUCAUCACGAUCGGCAUCUUUGUCAUUACGCUGGUGAAUGUGUUAAUCUCCGCGUUUGGGGUUGCCCCACGUGCAUCGUAGUUGUAGGAAAAUCCCGGGCCAAGAAUUACACACUUUGUAUUGGUUCAAAGUGCAUGAGCGUUGAGUGGGAAGGGAGCACAAAGUGAGUGAGAGACAGAAAAAGUGAGAGCGUUCUAAAGUAGCUGCUCGUCGUGUGGGGAUGCAUGGGUGCAGUUUAUUAUGCACCUGCUAGCAAUAGCAUUAGUCAUCCCGCUACUGCCAAUCGCAUGCCAACUCCCCUCGAUGAACAGUGAUCCAAUUUAGAAGCAUAAUUUAAAAAUGAGACACUUAUCGUAAGGGGGAAACCCCCAAAACCGCACCCUGCCUGGUCUCACGGGAAAACCAUUAAGCAUAAUUGCUUUCAAACUGUUCCCUCAACUUCUUCAAACUAUAGCA
Anopheles stephensi (Asian malaria mosquito) is the source of this 936-nucleotide messenger RNA. RefSeq names its product ninjurin-1-like. Lineage: Eukaryota; Metazoa; Arthropoda; Insecta; Diptera; Culicidae. Gene Ontology annotation, biological process: tissue regeneration; cell adhesion. Bases 148 to 561 code for a protein of 137 amino acids. The record is from RefSeq and is a predicted model, not a curated record. The transcript is spliced from 2 exons. Gene Ontology annotation, cellular component: membrane.